Molecule: messenger RNA, 947 nt
Organism: Dermatophagoides pteronyssinus (European house dust mite)
Lineage: Eukaryota; Metazoa; Arthropoda; Arachnida; Sarcoptiformes; Pyroglyphidae
Source: RefSeq, a predicted model, not a curated record
UCGAUCUAUUUCGUAAAAAUUCUAACAAAUAGACAAAAAAUCAACUCGUUUUUUCAAUUGACAUUAUUAUUUCUAUAAGAAUUGGUCAUUGAGGGUUCCAGGCAAAGAUAUGUAUGCUGUUGCCAAAGAACAUCGUAGCAAUAAACUUUUGACUCAAGUUCGUCGUGCUCCAACAUUAGAUAAAUUUGAUGGUCCAAUUAGUGUAAAAAGGCCAAAUCCUAUCGAACUUAAUGAAAUUUGCAAACCAGCCUUACAAUUGAAACAAUGCACUCUUCAUGCUCAACACAAUAGAAUUUAUAGAGCAACGCACCAAGAUCAACAAAAUGAUGAAAUAUCUACUCAACAUGAGGACAUGAUUCGUUUUAUCAAUGAUAGCUGGCGUCGUAUCCAACGAGAAUUGGAAUAUUUCGACAAUAGCAACCACAGUAACAAUAAAGCUUCAGAUGUUUGUGAUAAUAAUCAGGUAAAUGGCAACAAGAUGACGAAUGCGACAGAUACCACUAUUGUCAAAAUCAUACACAUCAACAGUUCAACUUCGUCAUCGAUUCCAAAAAAUUUUGUCCCGUUUGAUUUGGAAUCAUUUUUUGGACAACGUUUCCUCCAGAAAUUACUUCAAUCUUCAUCGUAGAAAACGAGAAACUGUUUAGGUCUUUCGAUAAAACAAUGCACCAAUGGUCUGCAUUUGCGAAUCUGUUCUGGUAUAUAAAUUUUAGUCUUCUCAAAGCCUGAUGUUAAUUGUAAAAGCUUCAGAGCAAAUGACAAUUUGUGAUACAUUAUUUCAGCUCAAAAUUAUUUCCUCUAUAUUUGCCUAUUCUUUAUCUAGAUGUUUGUUUUUUGUCGAUACAUUAGUCAAAUCAUUGUAGUUCUCAUAUAAAUCAAUUGUUGUUAAUAGAAUCAUUUUGUAAAGCUGUUUAAAUGCAAUAAAAAUUAUAAUUUUGUAACCUUCA